This is a messenger RNA of Durusdinium trenchii, 7221 nucleotides long. The record is from the annotation of a GenBank genome assembly. NCBI's taxonomy places the organism in Eukaryota, Dinophyceae, Suessiales, Symbiodiniaceae.
CAUCAAACCAGCAUUCUUGUAAUGACAAUUUGGUUUGGCCCGGAUGCUGGACCUGGAGUUGUAUGUGUUGGACCAGUUCGUGUGGAAAAAUGGCGCAAACAGCCGGUUCGAACUUUGCUCUUUGGAGCAAAAAGUGAGAAGACAGAGGUCCGGCCGGGGCUUCAGGCUGCUCUUGGCGUUUCAAAAGGUUUGCCCUCAACCGGCAGCGACACGAGCGUGUUUUGUGCCGGUGUGCGCCUUACCGAAGCUGCUGAUGCAGCGGGCACAGAUGCAGGUGUUUGGUGCUGCCCAUGCGACGUUCGGGUGACACUGAUGGGUGAGCGGCGCGAGCUUCCGCGCACGGUGCGGUGGAUACUCACCCCGAGUUCCAGUGAAGUGUUUUUUCCUUUGAUGCCGCUGACAGAUGUUGACCGCUUUGUGACCAGCAGUGGGGCCUUGAGAGUAAAGGCUGAGAUUCUUUUCCAUCUUUGCGCUGCGAAGGACAGCAGCCCUGGCUUUCUUGGGGCGCCCAGCACUACUUUGACGGCCUUGAUGUAUGCAUGGUGUUUGGCCGGCAGCGCCUGCAUAGAGGAGGCGAUCUCAAAUACCUGUCGCGGCACAUUGGGCAACACGGAGACAAAGGAAAGCCAUUUGCACAAGGAUGCCACCGUGCAUGACUCAUCCUUGUGCGUCUUCCGAGAAGCCGCAGAGUUCUGUGUGGACGCGGCCCGGCGCGUCGAGUUGGAUCCGUGCUGUUGGAGAGCAGGACUCUUUGCGUCCAAAAGACGAGGUUCACCUGUUGAGCGCUUUGAGGUGAGAGGUGAAGAGCACACUUUUCUGCUGCAAGAGUUGGUGCCUGGGCUCUUCAUUGGCAGAUCUUCAGCACCUGAAAGUGACACAGAAGCUCUGCGAGAUGCCGCUCCAACAGUGCAUGUUGACCACGAGAAGAGUGACAAAAAUGAGACAAGUGAUUGUUUUUCUGAGGAAGGGAUGGCUGGGAUGGCCUUGGAGCUCGAAGAGCUUCAAAUCCGACACAUCGUGCGACUUUCCCAAGUUGCGCAGGUGGCGACGGGGACCCCGACAGGGAGCCUCAUAGGGAUAGAGCUCUACGAAUUGAAGGAAGGUGGUGAGGGAAGAGAGGUGCGGCGGAUGGAAUUGCGAGAGAUGCGAGAAGGUGAGGGAGAGAGUGAGGAACCGAGUGAACAGAGUCCUAGUCAGGUGAGAAAGCUACCUGUCAUGGAAGCUGUCGACAUGGCCCACGAUCUCUUCAUGGGGAACUUGAGUGACUCGGACUUGAGUAGAGUCAAGCAGGGCGAAGAGCUUGGGCUACGGCUACUGCGCAGCAAUUUGCUUCUACUGCCCUCCACGUGUGAAGAUGGAGAGCUGUGUACUACAGUAGCUGCAGGGGUCGUUGCUACGGCGUUUCAGAUGCCAUUCGUUGAGGCUAAGCGAUAUCUUGGGAGCUACUGGGAGGUCCCGGCCAGCGACUCUUUGGAUGUCAAGGAUCUGGAAAGAGCCCAUGGAGAUCAGGAAGAGAUUGAGCAAGAGAAUACCUGUACAGUCAGAGAUGAAACUUGCAUACCCUCAGUCAAAGACCCGGGAUGGCUGAUCGAAGCCUUGAAGUGCCAUGAGCGUGAGGAAAGCAGUCGAACUGUCAGCGCCAAAUUUGCAAAAUGGUUUGCGUCUGGCUCAGGAACACGCAGUCUUUCCGGACCAACAUUGGCUGCUGUGCAAAGUUGGAACCAAGCCUCGGUGAUGUCUUCAGGGGAACUUUUGCCAGUUCCAUGGUAUUGCUUGCAGCCUCCCAUCCCUGGUGACGUGUUGCAUGUGCAUGACACGGGUUGGGGAGCUGUGCCCGAGAUUUUCAAGGCUACAGCAGCCACCAGAUGGCAGAUGCAGCUGCUUCAGAAAGAAAGCCACGGCCUCCAACCUAGAAGCGAUGGCAGCGAUGGCCUGCAAAUCUCGGAGCAGACUUGGAACUCUUUGGUCACCCUGAAAUUUGUUCAUCGCUUGCCAGAGGAUGAGGUGCUGGCAGUGCCGCAUUGCUUUCAACUUGAGUCUCAGGAUGUUCAAUGGCAUUUAGUCGCUUUAGUUUGCCAAGAUCAUCGACAUCUAAAGAGCAAUUCUACUUGCAUCGAGGAAGGUCUUCACUCCAUGCCCAAGCCACAUAGAGUGACCUUCUUGCACGGCGCCAAAGAAUGGCUCUUGGAAAACGGCUGUCUCCAAGAGCUGCGACGCCGGAGCCUACCAUCUUCGAUGCCUAACUCAUGGCUUUGCACGCGCAGUUUGUCGCCGGAGGUCAUUGUUUACAUGAAGGGCAGACCCAGAGGCUCGCUGUACACCGCCAAGUCGGAAGGUAUUCCUGCAUCGUUGGCUGAUCGCACUGCCUUCCGCGUUCGCAUUGUGACCGAAAAGGCGCUGCAGAAGACCAGGGGAGACUUUGGAGGUGGCUCAGAGAUCUUUGCCUCGGCAGUGCUUGGGCUGACCUCGGUUGGAAAGAAGGGCUUGAAGGGCAACAGCGGCGAGGACUUUCUGAUGGAUUUGAAGCAUGAAGUCCAUCGACAAUUGCGAAUCCCUCCGGAGAGACAGUUGUUGCUCCAGAUCCCUGAUGCUGCCGAUGUGAGUCAGCCAGGUUUCAGAGACAGUUGGCUGCUGCCAGUACAGUCGAUGGCCAGCUUGCAAGCUUCAGCGAUAUGUCACCGAUGUUUCAUGCUACCCACAGUGCUGCUGAUGUUUCUUCCCAACGAUGUGGACUCCAUGUCUUCCAUGCUCCAGUGGCAAGCACAAGGUCCUGAAGGUAGCGACAGUUCGAGUCUCAAGCGGGCACUUCCACCACUCAUCCCCUUGCUGUGCAGAUAUUUUAGCCGCAAGACCAUGACCCACAGUGUCUUAGGAGUUCUUCUGGCUGCGCCAACUGACACUCUUUCGCAGCAUUUGCCUUGGCUUCAAAAGCGUAUUGCUGUGAGUGGGGAAGAGGAGGUGAAGGCUGAGCCCGCUGAGACUUUUGUUCCUUUAGCGUGUUCUGCAAGUCUGGGACCAGGGCAAGAGGCACUUAUCUCAUCUUCAAGUUGGCUUCGACCCUUGCGAAUGGACUUGCCUUUGGCGGAACAGCCGGUGAGCUUUGGAAGUGCUAUUGACUUUGAAAUUGCAAGCUGCGGUCGUCGAAAUAUGCCGAGGGCAUCACUGCCCAAGGUCGAAGAAGAGAAGCUUCGCACGUUGGGUUGCCUGUUUUUGGACAUUGAUCUUCGCACGAAACCUGGAUCAAUCCGAAGCCAGGUCUCCUCUUGGGUUAGUGCCUUCUCUCGCAUGAAAGCAGACUUGCUUGAUGCAAAGCCCUGUCGAUACCAGGACGGGAGCCUGUUGAUCUUCGAGUUCAAAAACUUUGAUGGAGAGGAAGAUGCCAAAGAACUUUGCCAAAGGUUUGCUGCCAAAGGGAGCUGCGAAACUGCCUUUUGUAAAGGAAGGCUUGGCAAGCAGCGGCCACGAGAGCUUUGUUUGUUGCAAGGCGUAGCCAGAAGUGCCAUACCAGGAGGGAAGGUUUCGCAGUGUACCAUGUGGUGCGCCUGUGCUCCAGGAAGAUUGCCAGUUGAACGGAGGAAUGCCAGAGACUCAACUGAAUCUGGUGGAAUUCCUUUGGACUUUCUCGCAGCCCUGGACUUUUUUGGGAUGCCGCACUUUGCGGAGAUCCGUGUGGUUCGCUUUGGUGAUGGUGUCCCACUUGAAGUCCGCUGGGAGGUUGGCACGAAUGACGAGGUAAUUUGGGAGGAAGAAGAAGAAGAAGAGAACUCUGAAACUGCUCAGACCUCCUUGUUGGAAGGCGCCUCAGAGCAAGCAAAAUCACAAGAUGCUCCCAGCGAUCAGAGCCAAAUCUGGAUUCGAGUUCAACGAAGAAGAUGGGCUGACGAGACAGAUUCCAAUGACGACAAUGAUGGGGAAACCUUGGCAAGUGAGGCCAGGGAUGGACUUGAGGAACUCAGUGAAAGAUGUGAAAGUUCAGGUAGCCUGGAGGCGAGCCCCAGCAUAAGGCCGAAACUCGCGUCAGAGCAGCACAUAUCCUCGUCCUCUGGAAGUCCAAAGCAGCCACAUCCGUACUUGGCCUUCUUUCAGGAUGUGCGCUCAGACAGACACAGGCAAGUGCCUUCACCUGACCUGCCACCUUCGAACAUGAGUGAUGCUCUGUGCAGUGACAAGGCUGACAAGGAGCUCAGGAAGGAACAGCCACGAGAGUCCGAGGAAGAUGGCGCUUUUCUCGCCGAGUGCGAACGCCUUGGCGAGAAAUCUUCAGAGCCUCGUCCCGAGGCCAUGGAGGCCAUGGAGGCCAUUCGCCUGGAAGGCCUUAGACAGCGCUCUUCGGAGGUCCAGGUCGAGGUGACGGGACCUGCGGGUCCGCGGGGUCAGGCGAGCGAGACCUGCGAUCGAAGACGAGCUGAAAAAGCUCAAGAGCUGGAUGCACCUUCGAAGUCUUCAAAGUCGGAGUGGAAAACAGCCAGGUCCAAGGAGUUCAAGGAGCCAAAAGAUUCUCUCUCCAUGUCCCACAUCGUGCCGCCUUCAAUGCGCCGAAGCUUGUCGGAGGUUACCGAGGAGCUUGUGCAGCUACUCGCUGAGGCACGAGCGUCGUCCCACGCAGACCCUGUGCAGCUCGAGGAACUGGGCAGGGCAGAGCGCCGCUUGAUGGCAGCGCUGGUGGAGAAAGAUGAGAAGGGUAUUCAGGAGGAUGGUUCGCGCCCAGAGUGGUCCACUUUUGCCUCGUGUUUGGUGGGCUCCGUGUCCGUCUCCUCGGUGCCGCCCUCGGUGCCACGCAGCCGGGCCCUGAGCCGAGCCAGUUCCUACGACAGCUUCUUCGACGGCGAAGGCGUGCGCUACGUCUUGGCUUCGCCCGAAAACACCCAGCCGAGCACGCCCAGGUCAACGGCCCAAGCGACAUCGACUCCGACGUGGCCUGCGCGUUAUGUGCUUCCUGAGCCCUAUUGGCUGAUGGAUGAGCCAAAUGCCAACGUUCUACGUUUGAACGAUGGUGUGAGCCAGCAGGGUUUUGACUUCAAUGGGCACCACGGAGUUUUUGGAGAAGAACGAGGUGACUUGCAGAUGCCCAUCACUGGGUGGCAUGAUCCUGUGUCGCCACAAGCCCUAGUGUUGCAACGUGCUCCAGUCCGCAAGAGACAUGGGAGCAAAGGCAGCAAAGCUUCGACGGACUCAGAGAGUCACUCACAACUGACCCAGGAUGAAGUGCCGGAGUUGAGACACGUUGCAACAAGCGCAAGCACUGCAAGCAUGCGUAAACGUCAGCAAGCUUCAAUACCCAGUGGUCCCAGCCUGGGCUUGAUGUGGCACAACAGCCCUUUUGCCAUUUCCCGCACUCCAAAUAUCCACACGCCCGCGAGCCACCGGUCACCUGCGCGAUCGCCCACGUCGUUUAGUGGCUACUGCUCUCCGAUUCCGGGAUUCGCCGUGCAUUCCGCACAUUCCUCCGGUGUGGCUUCGCCCCAAAGGCGCUCGGGCUAUUCGUCUCCCUCCACCGGUGGGGCCUUCUUUGGGGCGGCUCAGAGCGGGCUCAUGCGACGAUUGAUGUCCUUGCGUGAGGCUAGAGGCGAAGAGCAAGAAGAAGACAGCGACGUCUCUUCUCGUCGAAGUGCUUCUGACGAUGGGGAACCAGAUUUGCUGGAACUGCUUCUCAAGCAUGCAGAGCGCGCACCCAGUAGAUCGGUCGAACCAAGAUUGUUUUCUUUGGAUUUGCGCUCUGAUUUUCCGAUCUCUUCGCUUCGAGGAUUGCUUCCAUGUCAUUCCGUUCCCUUUCUCAAUGCUUUGGUGCAGACUCUACUUGCUUCGUCCUUGAAAGCUUUACUCUCACAGGUUUCUUUGACGCCCGUACAGCGUCCGGCUUAUUCGUGCUUUGCACAGCUUUGCUUGGAAAUGGAGGGGUCGAUCUCGAAGCCUUCAGAUUUGACCUCCUUAAACUUGCAGAACAUUCAGAAUCGUCCAGUGGAUGCAGGGCUACUGAUGGAGCCACUACUUCGUCGUUUCGAACGGGGAAAGUCGGUGCAAGAAGCGCCUGCCUUUCCGGGGCCCUCUCGUGUUCCUGGCUUGGCAGAUAUGUUCUCUUGCUUUCUGCACUUCUUUUUGGGUCAACUGCACGAUGAAUGCAAGUGGCCCUCCGUCCGAUCCGUCUCCAGCUCGCAGCAGGAUUCCGAUGAUUCCCCCAUGAUGCGGAUCUUCGGUGGUCUGAUCCAAACUUCCAAAGAACGACGCCCGAAGAAUGCCAAAGCGACAGAUGUGGCCUUUGAAUCAUUUCUGCUGCUUCACUUGGACUUGACACCAAGCUCAAUGGCUUUAACUUCUGUGAGCAAGGCCUUGGAGGAACUCUUGGCCAAGUACGACGCUUGCUUUCGGCGUUUGCCACCCUUUCUGCUUUUGCAUUUGGAGCGCUUCCGCACGGGCAGCGAUGGGCUGCCAGACCGGGUGCUACGGAAGUGCCGCAUGGACCUGCAGCUGGAGCUGGAAGAGGUGGAUCUGGUUGGAAGGGCGGAAGGAGAAAGAGAGAACAAAGAAAAUUGAGAACACAUAGCACUAGUGUCACUAGUGAGAAAGCAAAAGAGAGAAGGAGAGAGAGAGAGAGAGAGAGAAAUUGAGAUAGCCUCCAACCUACUAGCGAUGGCCUCCAACCCAAUAGAAAGAGAGAUAGAGAGAGAGAGAGAGAGAGACUGUUAGAUGUAACGUUGAUUGCCAAAUUGUACGCAUAGCUGUGUCGUCUUCUCCUGAGCUCAAGGCGCAUGCAGACUCUCGCGUCCGUAUUGCACAUGUCUCAACCCUAUUGUUGACUCACUCUUGUUUUCACAAAGCAUAGUAGUUCACAUUCUUCCUCGGUUUGUGCAAGGGCUUAACACACCACAAGCGAACUUGUUCAAGAGAAUGGUUCAUCAUUCUCAGGACUCAGGAUCUUUUUCCAUCAAAUGUAUUGCACGACAUUGUUGUCACUCUGUACAGCUGCAGUUUUGACAUCUUCCGUUGUUCCUGUGUACAGCUUAGGAGUUGCAAGACAAACGAAAACAAUGACUCAACUACCAGAUGAACAAUCGGCAUGGUGCUAUGACAAUGGUCAAAUAAAUUACAACCAACAGCGGCCAGCCCAGAACCCAUUCACAUGCACAAGCACCGCGAUCACAGCAGCGUGCGUGGCCUCCCACAAGUGGACCCAGCAGUACACAUUGUUUUAGGAGUAGAGAUUAGCGAUUGGAGAAUACAAAG